This is a messenger RNA of Tilletiaria anomala UBC 951, 681 nucleotides long. Its product is annotated as putative ATG8-essential for autophagy. Lineage: Eukaryota; Fungi; Basidiomycota; Exobasidiomycetes; Georgefischeriales; Tilletiariaceae. Gene Ontology annotation, molecular function: phosphatidylethanolamine binding. The transcript has 4 exons. Bases 133 to 480 code for a protein of 115 amino acids. Gene Ontology annotation, biological process: cellular response to nitrogen starvation; macroautophagy. The record is from RefSeq and is a predicted model, not a curated record. Gene Ontology annotation, cellular component: cytosol; autophagosome; fungal-type vacuole membrane.
CCUAGAUUGUCCUACACUCGAGCGCUAGACGGGCCUUGGCUUUGUACGCGCUCCAUCACCUAACAGCCUACAGCGUUGUAGCGCAUCUGCAGCUCGUCUCUUUACGAAACGCGUAAACCAGGUCGACGCAACAUGAGGUCCAAGUUUAAGGACGAGCACCCUUUCGAGAGGCGCAAGGCCGAGGCAGAACGGAUCCGAGCAAAGUAUCCGGAUCGGAUCCCAGUUAUCUGCGAGAAAGCAGACAGAACUGACAUUCCAACGAUUGACAAAAAAAAGUACUUGGUCCCAUCGGAUCUGACUGUCGGGCAAUUUGUGUAUGUGAUCCGCAAACGGAUCAAAUUAGCACCAGAGAAGGCCAUCUUCAUCUUCGUGGACGAAGUCCUUCCCGCAACCGCAGCGCUUAUGAGUGCCAUCUACGAGGAGCACAAGGACGAAGAUGGCUUCCUUUACGUUUCGUACAGUGGGGAGAACACUUUGUGAGUCAUGCGUCCCAAGCAGAAUGAGUGCUGCCUUCUCCUGUCAGUCGCUGACUACAAACUUUUCAUCACGCCUGACUCUCCGGUCAUGCCGGACAUGCAGCGGCUGAACCCGAACCUCACAUGCGGCCUCUUUUAAACUGCUGGCUGGCCUACUGUCCAACUCUGUCCAGGGCUCAGUUCCAUGGCUCCGCGCGCUCCAUCC